GCCUGGCCAAGUCUGAGCAAAAUUCAAGGGACAUAGAGUUCCAUUACUCUUUCGACUAUGCUCAGCAAGUCCAUUAUCCGUAUAAUCCAUUGCAGCCUGGUCCAGUGUUUUUCAAAACUUGCCGCAAAUGUCAGAUAUUUGGAAUUGUGGCUGAGGGGUUUCCAUGCCAGAUCAACUAUCUCACUGACGAGAUUAUUUCGAAGAAGAAGGGGCCAAACAGUGUUAUUAGCCUCCUGCACCAUUUUUUAGAAAAUUACGGAAUCGGGGAAAAACAUAUGAUUAUAAACUGUGACAAUUGUUGUGGCCAAAACAAAAACAAUCUAAUGAUGGACUACAUGCUUUGGAGAAUAAAUAACGGCCUGCACACUUCAAUAACUGUGUCAUUUCUUCUAGCUGGGCAUACCAAAUUUGCGCCCGAUGGUUGUUUUGGAUUAUUUAAGAGAGAAUUCAGAAGAACCUAUGUGUCGUGCCUUGACGACAUUGUAAAAACUGUUUGUAACAGCACCCAAGAAGGGAUUAAUAAAGCUUGCUUGGUGGGCAGCGAGUCUGGAGAACAGUACGUACAUUACUAUGACUGGGAGAGUUUUUUGAAGCCGCACUUUAAAAGGCUUGUCGGCAUCAAGUCGUUCCACCACUUCACAUUCAGUUCGGAGCAUCAUGAUUCCGUGUCUGUGAAAGAGUUUUCAGAUUCGCCAAGUAUUAAAAUUAAACUAUUGAGGGGAGACUGCCCAGAUGGUUUUCCAGAAAAAAUUCCUAUAGAGGGUUUAGAUGAUGCCAGAAGAAGCUAUCUCCACAAGGAGGUGCGCGAAUUUUGUACACCGGAGACUCGGGAUCUGGUGUGCCCUGCACCAUAAUUUACCAUCGUCCAGACCUUCUGUGUGUAAAUUGUAAAUAGAGUUAGUGACUGCUUGACCGCCUACCAAUGUAAAUUGUAAUAUACAAAUUUUAAUAAAGAUAUUUUGCAAAUUAAAAUAAAAUUGGAAAUAAAA
Molecule: messenger RNA, 989 nt
Organism: Anneissia japonica
Lineage: Eukaryota; Metazoa; Echinodermata; Crinoidea; Comatulida; Comatulidae
Exons: 2
Coding region: 276-854 (192 amino acids)
Source: RefSeq, a predicted model, not a curated record